This is a messenger RNA of Portunus trituberculatus (swimming crab), 2848 nucleotides long. RefSeq names its product parkin coregulated gene protein homolog. The record is from RefSeq and is a predicted model, not a curated record. Lineage: Eukaryota; Metazoa; Arthropoda; Malacostraca; Decapoda; Portunidae. Gene Ontology annotation, molecular function: Hsp70 protein binding; Hsp90 protein binding.
AGCGAUAAAAAGUCAUGAUCCAGUCUAUGUCACGUUUUCUAGAAACACUGGUGUAGUAUGUGGGUCAUUUUCCUGAAUUGUGAAGCACACUGACUCAGUAAUCGCCAUUCUCCCCUCUGUCGCCCUCCCGGUAAGCAGGGAGCGGCAAGGAUUUACACAGUUGUGGUGAAGUGUUAGCUGCACUUCAACAGAACUUUACAUGUGCAAGAUCUGUCAUUAUUAUAACACGGAAACUUAUUACACGAAAUUUUAGUACAUGCAACAGGAUUAGAAUAAAUGUAUUUUCAAGAGAGAGGACAAGGGAGAGAACAACAAGCAAAGGCCUUUUCCAUUACGAAGCCAUAUCACAUUCUCUUGACCAGGGACACAUUCACAUCCACGGUUCAUGGUGCUAGUAUGAAACAUGUACUCAUAUUCUUGUUUACAGCAUUAUUGUGUGGCAGCGCUGGGGGAGGAGGGAGGCUGACCACACGUAGCCUCUCUCUCUCUCUCUCUCUCUCUCUCUCUCUCUCUCUCUCUCUCUUUUCCCACCUCCUUCCAUCAGUCAGGCCGCCUCCGACCCUUCAGGCGUGGUGGGGGAGGAGCGAGGGUUGCCAAGGCGACCCGUGACAACAUUGGUGCUGGGGACCUGUUGAUGGCGCGCGUCGAUAAACCUUAGUUACUUCAGUUCGUCUUGACUCGCGGUGCUCCCAUCUUGCUGCCCGCCCGCUGCUCCGGUUAACAUCACGCCCUCCGGAAGAGAACUAAUACUCCAGCGGUCUUCAUGCCUGAGGGAGGAGGAGUCAUGAAUCGCACACACUGCACACUAUGGAGCUUCUCCCUAUGAUGGCCUCGUCUUGCUGUUCCAGGUGUGGUGUAAGGGAAGCAACAUACUACUUGGCACCAGAGCCACUCAGCACAUACCCGGCGGAGAGUCCUCACGUCUUCAAUACAGUCUAUUAUUCUUCUGUCAGAGAUGAGGGUUGUCCAAGACAGCUUUGGAGAACGCUAAAAUGUGAGGCGUGAGCACCGCGAGGCCUGCCGUCUGACAUGACAUCGGUGAAGCAACUGACCGCGUCCGAGCGCCGAGAAAAUAAUAGGAUCAGGUCGCAGAGUCAGCCAGCACCCUCGCGGCCUUCCUCCAAGGCCAAUACACCGAGCUCCCCCGCCAGCCUCGGCAGCCACAGACCCCGCAAGGAAUGGACCAUCGAUGGCAUAACCACCAGGAGGCGACACUCGGCCCACCCGUCGCACGAGGGGAUUGGUGGUCGGCGCGGGCAGGUCUCAGCCGCCAGCUCACGGAGGGCGGUGGCGGCCUUCACGCCUGCCUCUCGCAUCAAGGGAGCGACGGUGAGCGGGCCCCCAAAGGUAGGCGUGUUUCGACCCCGCCCUUCCCCACCAACCACCUUCAGAAGAAUGUAGAGAGGAGACGUGCCUGUCACCCUCCACCACGACCACCAUGGCCAUACCCUGCGCUGGAAGGUUGACGUGGAGAAACUUGAUUACCACCACUACCUGCCCCUCUUCUUCGACGGCCUGAGGGAGACGACACACCCCUACGAUUUCUUCAGCAGGGCGGGCAUCCGGGACCUGCUCGGUAGAGGCGGUGACAAGAUCCUUCCAGUCAUUCCUCAACUCAUCCUCCCCAUCAAAAGUGCCCUCAACACAAGGGACGUGAGAGUCAUCUGCACGGUGCUAAAAGUGCUGCAGGAACUGGUGAUGUCAGCGCCCUUGGUAGGAGAGUCCCUCGUGCCCUACUACAGGCAGAUCCUCCCUACCCUCAACCUCUUCAAACACAGGAACGUUAAUUCUGGGGAUGAGAUUGAUUAUUCUCAGCAACGCCGCGAGAACCUAGGCGACCUCAUCCAAGAGACGCUGGAGAUCCUGGAGCGGCACGGGGGGCGGGACGCGUACAUCAACAUCAAGUACAUGGUGCCCACCUACCAGUCCUGCGUCAUGAACUGAGGAGCUAAGGAUCACAUUUGCUUAUGUCCACCGGUCUUUAUUCAAGAAGUGUAUACUGACUCUUGCAUUGACGCUCUUGUUUGCUGAAAAAAAAAAAUCCUCAAAAGUCACAUGAACAGUAACAAAGGACACGUCUUGUUUGCACACGUCUUGUUUGCACACUACGCUCUACGAAGUGAGACGAAAUACAUAACUGCUCCGUGUAUGAAUGAAAACGAUAGCGCUCAUCUAAACCAUCGUAUCAAGGCAGGAAAGAUCGGCCUAUGUGUUGACUUUACUAACGAUAACAUUAUUUUUCUGACAUUUCCUCGGUCUCUUAAAAAGACGCAUGAUAGUCCCUCGAAAUCUCAACAAAGUUCCAACAUUUUCUUGCAAUGUUCAGAACGCAUACAGAUAGUGAAGAAAAGACACCGAUCUGUUUGUAGCAGGGUGAGGAGCAUUGCAAGCGUGAAAAGGAAAGGACGGACAAUUAUUUGAAAGGUGAUGGAAUCGUGUUAUAAAAAUUGUCUUAUGGCGCACCAGCUCGAGCAUCCCACAUGUGUGUGUUUCAUGUCUGGAAGAGGCGACCACGUGCACUCCUUGGAUGAUGGAUGUUAACAAAGAACAAAAAAUGAUGUAUAUACAUGUUGACAAUUUUUAUAGUUUAAUGAAAACUUUUCUUUUCUUUUACAAAGUGAUAUUGAACUGAACACACACACACACACACACACACACACACACACACACACACACACACACACACACUUGAUUGUUAUUGCACUCCUAUGAAAUUAACACCUGCUGUAGGCAUGUAUCCCUUGUUUAGAUGCAAGUUUCAGGCCAAACUCUUUUCACUUCUCCAUGCCACUCGUAAUUCGUGAAGAAACGUUACUUAUCAGCAUGAAAAUAAAAAAAAAAUUACUAA